Rhipicephalus sanguineus (brown dog tick) is the source of this 666-nucleotide messenger RNA. RefSeq lists its product as uncharacterized. The record is from RefSeq and is a predicted model, not a curated record. Lineage: Eukaryota; Metazoa; Arthropoda; Arachnida; Ixodida; Ixodidae. The transcript has 2 exons. The coding region runs from base 33 to 542 and encodes 169 amino acids.
CGUCGAGCUCAGUUUGCUACGAGCUAGAAAUCAUGGCCCGCUUCUUCAUUGUUUGUCUGCUCGCUGCAUUGGUGGCUUACGUGGCCUCCCUGCACGUCUACCAGCAGCAGCAGCAACAACACGCACCACCACAUCUGCGCAAUUCCCGUGGCGACGUAAAUAGACUCAGUUUCGGCCCCAGCGGAAGUGUCGGGGCUGGUAACUAUGGUGGCCUCGGAUAUGGAGGCAGCUAUGGUAGCGCGAACGUCGGCGGUGCACGCUUGGGCGGUGGAGGCGUCAUAGGUGGCAGCUCCAGAGGCGUUGGUGGAGCUGGAAGACACUUUGGAGGUGCUCUUGGAGGCGGUUCUGGAGCUGCUUUUGAAGGCAGCUUUGGUGGUGGCUUGGGAGGCGGCUUUGGAAGCAGCAAUGGUGGCAGGAGCAGUACUGGUGGCUACGGAGGCAACCACGGCCAUGGUAGCCGUGGCAGUGGAGGUAGGCACCUCUCUGCCGGCAGAGGUGGCCUUGGGUGGCAGGGGCCGCAACAGCAGCAGCGGCAACAGUAACGGCGGUCAAGAAUGUUGUGAUCGAAGUAAUAAAGUUUGGUAUGACCAAAAAGGAAAAGAAGAUAAAGUCUAUCCAUGCUACAGCUUUGGCGAAUUAAAGUGUGCAUAUGCGCCACUACAGAAA